GCAGCAACCAUGUCUGGUCGUGGUAAGGGUGGUAAAGGCCUUGGUAAGGGAGGCGCUAAGCGCCAUCGCAAAGUCUUGCGGGACAAUAUCCAGGGUAUUACUAAGCCAGCUAUCCGGCGUCUUGCUCGGCGUGGUGGGGUCAAACGUAUCUCCGGUCUUAUCUACGAAGAGACUCGUGGGGUGCUGAAAGUGUUUCUGGAAAAUGUGAUUCGUGACGCGGUCACCUACACGGAGCACGCCAAGCGCAAGACUGUUACCGCCAUGGACGUCGUCUACGCGCUCAAACGUCAGGGCCGUACUCUUUACGGUUUUGGUGGUUGAGCAAAAUAUCUGCUUGUAACGUUUGAGAACCUAAAGGCCCUUUUCAGGGCCGCCCAAAUAUUCGUUAAAGAGCUGUUGGACGUUACUGAGAUGUGAGUAAGGAAGUACUUUAACUGGGAAAGGGAGUUGUCUCAACGCAGUUCCGUAUCCAUACUUCCGAGGGAUUGGGAAGUGUGACUUUUUCAUAAUGGAAAUAGGGUUUUAGACUCGGCUAAACAACCAAUAAAAAUACUGGCGUUUUGUGUAUUUUAAUGUCCAGGCUUCAAACUGGUUGACUGGCGGAUUUAAUGGCACAGAGCUUCGCGUUCUCGCCCACACCAUACAUACCUAUGUAAAUAAGGGCUCUUUGGGGACAAGCUUUCAUUGGCCGAUUCUCACUGGUGGAAAGAAAACCGCUUUCCUGUUAGCCAAGGCAUGGAGCUUCAUAAGGGUAUCCGGAACAAUCCGAUUUAUGCCAGGCUCUGAAGGACGCUGGAACAAAGGCACAGAGUGGUCUAACCGGUUCCGCAGAGGUUCGAGUAGUGCUUGGCAGUCGGCCCAGUGCUGGGUGGGAUGAAGCCAGCCUCCUUUUCCUCUGCGGUGAGUCUUGGGUACAGAAAAUGGGCUUAACUGCCUUUUUUGGCAAGUGAAUAAUUUUCCUUCACUAUCCCGACUCCGUAAAACAGUGGCCA
This is a messenger RNA of Cervus elaphus (red deer), 992 nucleotides long. Its product is annotated as histone H4. Bases 10 to 321 code for a protein of 103 amino acids. NCBI's taxonomy places the organism in Eukaryota, Metazoa, Chordata, Mammalia, Artiodactyla, Cervidae. The record is from RefSeq and is a predicted model, not a curated record. Gene Ontology annotation, molecular function: protein heterodimerization activity; structural constituent of chromatin; DNA binding. Gene Ontology annotation, cellular component: nucleosome. The transcript has a single exon. Gene Ontology annotation, biological process: nucleosome assembly.